Closterium sp. NIES-65 is the source of this 954-nucleotide messenger RNA. The record is from the annotation of a GenBank genome assembly. NCBI's taxonomy places the organism in Eukaryota, Viridiplantae, Streptophyta, Zygnematophyceae, Desmidiales, Closteriaceae.
AUGGCAUCAAGACCACCUCCGCCGAAACCUUGGGAGAGGGCGCAGCAGAGCACAGGAGCGGCAUCGUCGUCUCCGUUCGCUCCGUCGGCGCCGGCUGCCAGCACGUCGCAGGUAGUCGCAGAGGCCGGCACCGCUGGGAGCAACCCGGUAACGGCUGCAGACGCAGCGGCUGCUGGCCGUCCUAUGCCAUCUCGGCCGUGGGAAGGAGCAACCACUGCUGCAGGCGCAAGCGCGGUUUCCCCGUACGGUUCGUCCGCCUACGGCACACCCGCCAGCACCGCCGGCGGAGCCUACUUAGGCGCGAACCGCUACGGCAGCGGCAUGAGCUCGCUCUACGGUGGCGGGGGCAUGUACGGUGCGGGCGGCACCGCCUACGGCAGCGCCUAUUCCUCUCCCUACGCGUCGCGACUUGGCGGCGGCUACGGCGCCGGGGGAUACGGGGCUGGCGGGAUGUACGGCGGAGGAUACGGGUCUAGUUACGGCAUGGGCGGAAUGGGCGGAUACGGAAGCAGCCUUGGCGGGGGGAUGUAUGGGUCGGGGAUGACGAUGGGGGGAAUGGGCGGGGGGAUGUAUGGGUCCGGCAUGGGCAUGGGCUUGGGCAUGGGCAUGGGGUACGGCGGUGAGAUGGGCAUGGGGCCGCAUGGGGGCGAUCCUAAUGCUCCGCCGGAUGGUCAGGGACCCCCGCGCGCGCCCACCUUCUGGGUUUCCAUGCUGCGAGUGAUUCACGGAGUGAUGACAGCGUUUGGUCGGUUGUGUGUACUGGUGGAUGAGAACACACAUGCCAUCCACUUCUUUAUCACAGCACUGCUGCAGCUAUGUGACCCUGUGCGUUUGGUGCGGGUGCUCGCAUAUGCGGUCGGUCGGUCGGUAUACGUCGUUCUCGACUUCCUGUGGUGCUGUGCCAAAAGGCAGUUGAGAAGGUCACUUGUGCCAAAUGGCACUGCAUGGUUGUAG